Messenger RNA from Dentiscutata heterogama, 1158 nucleotides. The record is from the annotation of a GenBank genome assembly. NCBI's taxonomy places the organism in Eukaryota, Fungi, Glomeromycota, Glomeromycetes, Diversisporales, Gigasporaceae.
AUGAAUUCCAUUAUUAAUAAUACAAUUUUAUUCAAAUUUUUAUUUAUCUAUUUAUUAAUCCAAAUAUCAAAGUGUGCAAAUCUUCCAGGAAGCUGGCCACCACUCGAUAAACCACCACCAACAUCAUCAGCUUAUACAGCUCUUGUAGAUCUAAAAAAGGUUCCAAAUGCUGCAGUUCGAAGUUCAAGCGACUCAUGUCCUAACACUGGCAGUGACCCAUACUGUACUUGGAGUUGUACAAAUUGUAUCCGUAAUCAAACAGAUUAUAUUACAUGUCCAAAUUCGGGAGAUUGGGGUCUUACUUUUGACGAUGGUCCAAGUCCUUAUACACCAGCUCUCCUUGAUUUUUUAGAUGCUCAUAAUAUCAAAGCUACUUUCUUUGUUGUUGGCUCUCGGGUAGUUGAAAAUCCUGAUAUCCUACAAAGAGCAUAUAAAAGUGGUCAUCAAAUUGGCGUACACACAUGGUCUCAUCCAUCUCUUACCACCCAAUCAACUGAACAAGUAAUUGCUGAGUUGCAAUGGACUGCAGAUGUCAUAAAGGCUGCGAUUGGCGUCACACCAAAAUAUAUGCGUCCACCAUUUGGUGAUUAUGAUGAUAGAAUACGUAGUAUAUGCGAUCAACUUGGUUAUAAAAUUGUAAUUUGGGAUAGAGAUACAAAUGAUUGGCUUUCUGAUGGUGAUAAGUCAUUCAAUUUAAAUUGGGUUGAAGGUAACUUUACUCAAUGGGUCAAAGAAGGAGGAAAAGCAGGUCACAUUUCAUUGGAACAUGAUUUAUACUCUGGUGCUGCUGCUCAAGGUCCGAAAGUAGUUCCUAUCCUUACAACCGCGGGUUAUAAUAUUAAGCCUGUUGGCACUUGUUUGGGUACCGAUAGCUUUUAUAAAGAGAGUAAUACCACACUACCUGUGUCGUCAAAUUCUAGUUCUACUCCAACUAAUACUUUAAAUACUUUACCUACAAACACAAACGCUCCUAUUAAUCAACUAAACAAUCCAAAAACUCAAAGCACUCCACCAUCAACACCUUCAUCUUCAUUAUCGCAAAGUACAUCAUUACCAGCUGGUAAAAAAUCUUUAGCUAUAAAAUCUUCCAAUUUUGAUCAUUUCUUAUGGUCAAUUAUUAUUGGUGCAAUUCUAUUUAAUUCGGCUUUUAUUCUAUAA